AUGGCACAGACAAGUACUGUUUCAUCACUUUGUUUCCGCAUGUUGAUGUUAGCCAUUUUGUCUCUUCACUGCGCCAAGGCUACCCCGUCGGUGCCGGCCAUAUUCAUAUUUGGGGACUCAACCUUCGAUGUUGGGACUAAUAAUUUCUUAAAUGAUAGCCAAGCAAAGGCGAAUUUCCCUUACAAUGGGAUUGAUUUUCCUUAUUCUGAGCCUACUGGUAGGUUCAGCAAUGGCUACAACAGCGCAGACCAGAUUGUGAAGCAGUUUGGCUACAAAAGGAGUCCGCCUUCGUUUUUCUCCCUUCUCAACCGUAGUUUCAGUUUCAAGAAGAGAAUACUCAAAGGUGUUAACUUUGCAUCAGGAGGAUCUGGGAUUCUUGACUCAACAGGGCUCCAAGCGUUUGUGAUUCCAUUGAGAGAACAGAUAGAACAAUUUUCCACAGUUCGUGACAACAUCACAGCGUUACUUGGUCAAGAGAACACUGCUAUGAUGCUUUCUAAAUCACUGUUUCUCAUUAGUGUUGGAAGCAAUGACAUCUUCGAUUACCAACGUAGGAGUGCUAACACAAGUACUAAUCUGACUGCCCAAGAGUUCCUGGACGCUCUUCGGGAAGCAUAUCAGAAUCAUCUACAGAAACUGUAUGAUUUGGAUGCUCGAAAAUUCGGUAUUGUGAGUAUCCCACCAAUUGGCUGCUGUCCGUUUCAACGUUUCAUUGGAAAAACUGGGGAUUGCGUAAAGGAAUUGAAUGAUUUGGCUCAGUCAUUCUACAAUGCCACUGAAACCACGUUAACCAAAAUGAGCUCUCAAGUUGUAGGGAUGAAGUACUCACUCGGAAAUGCUUAUGCAAUGACGUCGGACAUCAUAGAUAACCCAUUUGUUUUUGGUUUGAAGGAGGUGAAACAAGCAUGCUGUGGGAAUGGAAACUUCCCAUGUAAUGCAAGUGCAAGCCUUUGUCCUGAUCGCCAAGAGUACUUGUUCUGGGACCAGUUCCACCCAACUGAGGCUGCUUCUCGAUUGGCAGCUCUAACCCUCUUAGGUGGAGAACUAAGAUAUGUAACACCCAUGAAUUUUAGUCAAUUGGUGCAGACUAAUUAA
Hevea brasiliensis (rubber tree) is the source of this 1095-nucleotide messenger RNA. RefSeq names its product GDSL esterase/lipase At5g55050-like. The coding region runs from base 1 to 1095 and encodes 364 amino acids. The transcript is spliced from 5 exons. The record is from RefSeq and is a predicted model, not a curated record. NCBI's taxonomy places the organism in Eukaryota, Viridiplantae, Streptophyta, Magnoliopsida, Malpighiales, Euphorbiaceae. Gene Ontology annotation, molecular function: hydrolase activity, acting on ester bonds.